Messenger RNA from Caenorhabditis elegans, 1765 nucleotides. RefSeq names its product Zc3h12a-like Ribonuclease NYN domain-containing protein (gene nyn-2). Bases 1 to 1470 code for a protein of 489 amino acids. The record is from RefSeq and is marked reviewed. Lineage: Eukaryota; Metazoa; Nematoda; Chromadorea; Rhabditida; Rhabditidae. The transcript has 4 exons.
AUGGACCCGCCACGACCACCAGGCACUCGUCUAGUGCUCAAUACAGCUGGACAUCUGAUCUCCGUCCCCGAAUCAAUGUUCGAUCAGCCGAGCACCUCAUUCUGGGGAAAUGGACCAACUUCAGUGCCUGUAGAUGAUGAAUGUGAUCGGGAAGAACCAGCGACACAUCAAGAAAGCUCAGAAAGUGAUUCAGAUUACAGUGACGGAGAAGAAGCAACUCCUGAGCAAUGGAAAGAGCUCGAUAAGGAACUGGACAAAGUUGUAGCUUUAUUGAAAGAAUAUGAAGCGGCAAAAGUGACGGAAACUGAUCCAGUUAAAAGAUAUAGAAAUCUCUGUCAACUUUCGACCACAUUGAAAACUAUAAGUGUAAAAGACGGUGGAUGGAAGAUUCUACAUAAAGAGCAUACGGAAAAAGAGAAAUUGGCUCUUGAUAGAGCGAAUUUCGACAUUUUAAAAUUCGUUUAUGCUAGACAUGAAAAAAUUUUGGACGAUGGAAAGUCAUUUAUUACACGUUUUGAGCUGAUAGAUGCAAAAAUUGCGGAUUUGAUUUCUCGAUUUAUUCAAAUGCACGGCGAGCAUUCAUUUCGAGCAGGAAGCCUCUCUGUCGCCGUUGGUUUUGACGAAUUUCCACCUGAAUUAACAUGGAGAACCACUCCAACCAAUAAGAUUAUAAUGCUUCGGCCAGUCGUCAUUGAUGGCGUUGCAGUGUUGAAUGCCACAAUGGACGAUGACACGUGGAUGCCCUUCAUGGAAAUCACCAAAAACUGCAGAGACUGGAUUUAUGAGCCUGAGUUGAAUCUUCCAGUCAAACCAUUAACCGAUAUAAUUCUUCUAUUCCUGAUUCGAGGUCACAAAACCACUGUAUAUCUUCCGAAAUACUAUCAGGAAUUUCUGUCAGACUGUGGAGUCUCGAAAGUUGAUGAUUUGGUGGCUUUCCAGAAAUUAAUUGAUCUGGGCUUUAUUAAAUUCCUGGAGAUCACUAAUCCAUUCAAUUUUAAAUGGUUCAAUGUAGUAGCAGACUUGGCUGAUCGCUGUGGUGCUGUAUUUGUGUCAUCAGAGGAUUAUCGCCAGAGAAAAAUGAAAAUAAAUUAUUCAAAACCGUCGGGAAGGAUCAUUACGCCGUGCUUUUUGAAUGCAGAAGACCGGUUAUUGGUUUUAGAUCCAACAAUUCGGUAUAGAAAGCCUGGAGAGAAGACGUAUACGGUUAUUUCGUCGGAUCGGAUCCUCCAAUUCGAUGAGCCCGACGACGAACGUAUCAAGCUCAGCGAGCAACUGUACCUCGACCAACAAAUCAAACUAAUUUGCUCUUUGUGCCAGCUCUACCCUGUAAAAAUGAUUAAUAAGGUGGCCAUCAAGCAGCUUCUGGAGCUCGUCGUCUUCGCCGGAGCCGAUUUCGAGAUGCCUGGAAUGAGCAUAGAGGACUAUGAAAAGCUGUACGAUCGUUAUGGACGCGAAGCGUUUUUUAACUAACGAUUUUUAAAAAUAUUUCUUAUUUGCCAUGUAUUUUUCUCAAAAUUCUCACCCCAAAACCGGUUUUCCUGUAAUAUUCGCACUCCCUUUUUUCACUGGUUUCUGUUUCAAAAUGUAAUAUGUUUCUAGCUGUGCCUUGACUUGUAAUAUUUUAUUUGUCAAGUGGAUUUUCCAUUCAGCUGAAUACUUUUUUUCAGGGAAAUUUUCAUUGCAUAACCCCGAUUUUCGUGUCGUUUUUAACAGAAUAUUCCAGUUUUGCAAAAAAAUUAAUUUGUUUAAUGAAAAACAAAUUAGU